AUAACUUUGCUUCAAGUUGUCAAGUAAAAAUAUAAGCGACUUUCAAAGUUUAACCAAUUUGUCUUGUAAAUAAGGCGCUACCGAUAACGGUUAUAUAAUAAUAUAUUCUUCGAAAAUUAUAUCAUACAACCUGAUAUAUUUAUUAACGAGAACUUUUUGUGGUUAGUGACGCCUACAUGACAAAAGUUCCAAUAAACAUUAGAUAUUUGACCAUGUGAAAUAUAUAUCGUCUAUCUCCAAAGAACUCUGUGGAGACAAAAGAGAAGUAUUGGAGAAGAAGUAGGCAGCAAGUACGAAACGUAUUAUAUUACGAAAACAAUAAGCAAAAAGAAGAAAGACAAAAGAUAUUUGUUGAAAUAUUUGUAAAUAAUAUAUAAGACAUUUAUAUUGGAAAUCAACAAAUAUAUAUGUAAACAUGAGUAUAAAUAAUGAUUGGGAUGUGGAAAAACACAAAAUGGAACAUGAAUGUGAUGAACAUUGGGAACUGAGGCGUAAAUUUCUGCUAACUCACAAAACAAAAUUUCCAGAGGAUGAACUCGUUUGUUUGGCACAAGUGUUCUCUAACGUGGAACUAUUAGGAUGCAGAUAUCCACAAGAAACAAUGGAUUUAGUAGCAGAAUUAUCGAAGGAAAUUGCAGCUGAAUAUAGAGAGAAACAAAAAACAAAGUUACAAAGAACAUUUGUAAAAGCUUCAGAAGCAGCUAGUUCAAAGGUUAAAGGAUGUAUUGCCCAAAUAUCUACUAUUGCUGAAGAACCUAUAUCAGAUAAAAGCAAUAAAAAAUUAAAAUCCGAAAUUGAGGAGAGUAAAACAGUAAAUAAUAAUAAAAGUCUUAGUACUAAUAUCAUAGAAUCUUCCUCUAAGAAGAAAGAAGAACUUCCAUUUGGAGAUAUCAUUCUGGUGGAAAGACCAGGUGAUGUACCACAAAAUACACUGGCUCAUUCAGUUGGCAUAUCUCGUAAUAACCUGAAGUGGGUAUAUGCAAACCAAUCAACAAAGUUUCAACACUCAUACGAUUGCACAAUUUAUAUCGAUUCAAAGAAAGUGGCAUUUGCCUCUGGUUACAAUCGGAAAAUUGCUAGAAAAACAGCUUCUGCAAUUGCAUUAGACAGAUUACGGAAAUAUUACCAUACUAUCAAGAUAAAGCAAAAUUCAGAUGCACAGACAAACGUCAACUUAAUGACGAUAGAAAAGACCAAGUCCCAGGAUGAUAUACCUGAUGACAAUAUUGGAAAGAAAUUGAUGAAGUUAAUGGGUUGGAGCGGUGGUGGUCUUGGAAAAUCCCAGCAGGGUAUCAUGGAACCUGUGACGCUUAAACAACAGCUCAGCCGAGAGGGUUUGGGUCUGAAAUCAAGUUCCUCCAAUAUGCAUGAACUGAAAGCCAAAUGCAGGAUUGCUUUUAAGGAGUUCCUAAUGGGAGAUAUGCAAAACGAUAUAGUAUUUUCUACAGAUUUCACCAACGAUGAAAGAGCAAUGAUCCAUCAAGUCGCGCGUUCAAUGGGUCUUAAAUCCCGCAGCCAUGGCCCCUCAGAUCAACGGAAAUUGGUGAUCUCACGCAAGGUCAAUAUCCGGAGCUUAGUCGAGGAACUGAAGAGUCUGGGUGGAACUACCGAGAAAUAUGAGUUAAUAGAACCGACUUACUUAGAUGAUGAUGAAUUGGAUAGUAUUGUUGGAACUACAGAGAAAGACGAGUUGAUAGAAUCAACCAACUUAGACGAGGAAAUGAAGGAUUUUGAAGAGACCACUGAGAGAUACGAGUCGAUAAAACCAACUAGCUCAGUUGAGGAACUGGACAAAAGUAUGUGAAAAAACUGCUAUCAAUAAUUUUAGACGGAAGUUGCUUGUUCGAAACUACAUUGCUGCGUGGGAACAGCUUGGAAGUCUUAAAUUUGAAACCCAUCGGUAGUGAGGGUGACCUGUCUUCGUUCGAACAGUUGUCAAUUGUUUACUACGGACAAUUAACGUUUCCUCAUAGGGUGCGUUCGGAAAGCACGUCACCGCCACCAACGCUAUCGAGUUCUUUUAUUUUUAUCGCUUCUUAGUUAUACAACAAGAAUAUAAUGACAUAGCGCUAUGUAGUGCUAAUAAUGCUCCCCGAACGCACUUAAAACCGAGCGUUACGUAGCACUAAUGCUAACACGCGAAUUGAAGAAGGCACCAUUUUCUUCUCGCCAAAUAUAUCGGUCGAGCCUAUCACGUCUGAUCUGAUGGUGCAACAGUGAAACACGUCGGAUACUUCGUUAGCAGUAAAGGUGUUUCUAAGCACAGUUACACUGGCGAUCGUGACUGUGACUUUGCACGACUCCCUUUUCCUCAAUCGAAUGACACGUAUCCAGCUCAAAGGACCAAAUUUCAUAUGUACAUGUAACGCGUAUAAUUUUCGCGGUCAAUGCGAACUUACUAUUUUUAAUUAUUGCCAGUGAUGAUCGUCGGGAGAAGAUCGAGGACAAAGCAAUAAAAGUUGACUACACGAAUAGUAUACCUAGCAUUUCUGCGUUAAAUAUUUUGAAUUGAAUAUAAAGAAAUGUUAACGAUUUAAAUCGUGUCGACGAUAAUAAUAACAACGGACUCUCGAACUAUAUAGUACACCGGCGAUCAUCUCGAAAGAUAAGACGUUGACGCUUCGUCACUGGAUUAUUGUUUAUUUUCCGGAGUCUUGUUUCUAUUAUGGGUUUUUUACAAUAAGCUAUUAGUCAUAAGCCGCAAGCAAGUUGGCCAAUCACAGUCGAUUAUUUUCAAAAACAAUCUCGACUGUGGUUAGUCAAUUUGUUUGCGGAAGGCAAACAAAUAUUGUAGAAGGCCCAUUAGUCUCCCUAUAAAAUAGAAGCAAACUAUUUAUCACUCAAAAUGGCAUAUUUGUAUUUAUCACAAAUUCUGUAAUAAAAAUUAGUACAUACUUAACAAUGACUUAUUAUAUGUAAAAGAAAAGUGUUAAGAAUUAUAUAGUUUUUCAAAAAUGUAAAAUUUGUAAUUGAGUUGCUUUGCAACCUCACAAGAUAAUGAGUGCGAUUGGUUCUGCCAUUUUGGGAGGCUUACGAGUUGAUUCAAUGAAAAAAAAUUCGACCAGGGUCUUGAUCCUCGAAAAUAUAUUAUAUAAGAUAUUUCAUGAAAAGCUAUAGUUUAUAUUACGUACACUAUAGCUUUUCUCUAAAUAUCAUAUACAAUAUAUUUUCGAGAAUCAGGACCCAGAUCCCAUUUUCUUGAGCAGAGCUUGACAAGCGAUGUAUUUUCUGGUCGAUUCUGAGGUGUCCUUGUCUCCCAUCGUUCUCCUUGUCUCGUUGCGCUGUGUGCAGCCAAUAAAUUAUUAAAGCUUCAGGAAUGUGGCUUUCGCACGUUGUACAAUAAGGUUUGUAGAGGAACGAAAAAUAAAAACUUUUUUAAAGAUA
This is a messenger RNA of Odontomachus brunneus, 3384 nucleotides long. RefSeq names its product NF-kappa-B-repressing factor. The record is from RefSeq and is a predicted model, not a curated record. The transcript is spliced from 7 exons. Lineage: Eukaryota; Metazoa; Arthropoda; Insecta; Hymenoptera; Formicidae. The coding region runs from base 416 to 1804 and encodes 462 amino acids. Gene Ontology annotation, molecular function: nucleic acid binding.